AUGUUAAACUCCCUUCGAAAGCUGUUCUCCAACAACCACAACCACAACAACCCUACCUCCUCACGAUCGUCGGACGACAACAAUAAGAAUGAAUCAUCCUCUUCCGAUAAAAGUAGCAAGAAGGAACAAGUAAUCAUCAUUCAAAAUAACAUUGAUCCCUAUACUGAUCCAGACUCGGCACCUCUCACGUCAUUACAACGAAAUCGGGAGGUAUUGGUACGAAAAGUUUCAAUGACUGCUUCCAAUUUCUAUUAUCCCUACAAUUAUACAUGCGGAACGUAUGAAUAUCGUUUUGAAUCUCGUUCGUUGGUGUUUGUGGUUCACUCAAAUAUGGAUUUCAACGAUAUUGCUCCACCAGCUGUUGAAAUUCAUCAAGUAUCUCUGAUGAUUGAAUCAUUGUCCACUCCUUUACAUCAGGAAGAAAAGAAUAUUGAAAAUACUGAAAAUGAACCAAUCUCAUUGACGUUAACGGCCAACAACUACAUGACAAAAUGUAGUACAGUAUCUCCUCAUCUAUUGAGAAGGAUAAUUUCCGAGAUUGGACUUGAUCAAUUCAUAUUGUCAGAACGAUCAGCAUGGAAUUGUUUGAUGGAUUAUUUUAGAGUUUUUGGAUAUUUUCAUUAUGAUCUGAUCAUGCACCGACGUGAAUAUAUAGCUCAACAAAUUUCAUCACAUUUUGGAAUGAAUUGUACUCAAAAUUUAAGUGGAAUGUAUGAUGUGGAAUUUACGACCUAUGACAGCACAAGAAACAUGAAUUUAAAAUCAUUGAAAGUGGCCAUGUCAUGGGAACAACAAUCUUUAAUCAAGUCAAAACAAACGAAAAGAGUUGAAGGUCCGUAUCGAGUUAUUUUGGAAUAUAACGGACAAAAGUUGGAAUAUAUUGAACAAGCAACUGAGAAGAACUCUUUAUUGACCAAUGAAAGAUAUAGCAACAGCUCAAACAGCACAAACAUAUAUGUGAAUUCAAUAUAUAUCCACACAAGUGAAAUAUUAUUUAAUGAUGAAGUGAUUUUCAAGUGUACCUUUCCAUCAUACUAUGAAAGUGUAGCAUUCAAAAAUUAUUCACCUGGCAUGCGAAUUGAAAUUGAACAACGACACGAGUCACAUCCAAGCAUCAAGUUCGCUCAAACCAUUCUUGAAGAAGUCUUUGGAUAUGAAUUUAACAAUACCUUGAACCGAUCGAAUAGUGGCUCCAACAAAACGGUAUCAAUCAACAACAACAGCUCAAUCAACGCAAUGACCGUUGAAGAAGUUUGGACUUCAUUCAUGGAACUUCAUGGGUUCAGGGGUCUUUGUUCGCUUUUUUCAUUCUUCAAACCUUUGGAAAAUGAAUUCCUUGCCAUGAAUUUUAUGAAAUUGGCAAAAGAAAAAGAUUAUGCUGUAAUAUUGAGCGACAUUUUCAUUAAGACUUCAGUAGUGUAA
Molecule: messenger RNA, 1422 nt
Organism: Naegleria lovaniensis
Lineage: Eukaryota; Heterolobosea; Eutetramitea; Acrasida; Naegleriidae
Exons: 1
Coding region: 1-1422 (473 amino acids)
Source: RefSeq, a predicted model, not a curated record